AUUUUUUGAAGUAUUGAGAGAGACAGUAAAAUUUCAAACAUGGCGCCACCCAAGACAAAGUUUGCUGAAGGGGAGAGAGUUCUUUGUUUUCAUGGACCACUGCUGUAUGAAGCAAAAUGUGUAAAAGCAGUGGUCAAAGAUAAAACAGUCAAGUACUACAUUCAUUAUAAUGGCUGGAAUAAAAACUGGGACGAAUGGGUUCCAGAGAGUCGAGCGCUCAAAUUCAACGAAGCCAACCUACAGAAACAAAAAGAACUUUUCCAGGCCCAUCAAGCAAAAGCCAAGCGAGCUCGAGCCCAGAAGAAGUCAGACAAGCCCAAGGAGGUGGAUAAAGAGAAGGAGAAAGACAGAGAGAAGGAAAGGGAGCGAGCCCCAACGCCCUCGGCAGAGAAACCUCCCACUAAGAGGACCAAAACUGAGACAGCCGCAACUGCCGUGGAGUCUGUCAGUAGCACACCAACACCAGAGCCACCCAGGAAGAAAAGGGCACGGGUUGAUGCCACUGUGGAGAACGAGGAAUCUUUUGUGAACAAGGUGGAGAUCAAGGUCAAGAUUCAUGACGAGCUGAAGCCGAUCUUGGUGGAUGACUGGGACCUCAUCACAAGACAGAAGAUGUUGCUUCAUUUACCUGCCAAGAAUACUGUGGACUCGAUCCUGGAUGACUACGUCAAGCACAAGAAGUCAAAGAAAGAUAUCACACCAUCCAAAGAGAGUGCCAUUGUGGAGGUAACCCAGGGCUUGAGGGAGUACUUUAACGUCAUGCUGGGCACACAGCUGCUGUAUAAAUAUGAGAGACCUCAGUACGCCGAGAUCCUGGCAAGUAGACCUGAUGAACCUCUGAGUAAAAUCUACGGGGCGCACCACUUUCUCAGAUUAUUCGUGAAGCUGGGCAGUCUGUUGGCCUACACCCCGCUGGACGAGAAGAGCGUGCAGCUUCUCCUGACCCACCUGCAAGACUUCAUGAAGUACCUGCACAAGAACUCCUCCACCCUCUUCAGCACCAGCGACUACGAGACGGCGCCACCAGAGUACCACCGCAAGGCCCUCUGAAGAUGCGAUUGAUGGAGUCGGUGCUGUUCAUUCAUCCCCACCUGCUUUCGUCGGCCUGCGCGACAUAAUUUCUUCAACUCCUCAUAAAUUAAUGUGAGCAGUAAUGGGGGUCAACCGUUUCUUGUUCACCAUGAAACGUGCACAGAAUGGACUUACACUAAGGUAGUCAAUUACCCACAAGGCUCUGUAACACCUGUACUUUACACAUUUCUGUGGAGGGCAUAAAGCCCUUUCCUUCACCCUGUUAGGUGCUGGUGACAAGUGAAUCUAUGUUGCUGUAUACAGCUUUGCUGGGGUCGUAUUGAAUGGGGCUAAUUCCUUCCUGGUCGAAGGUCAACGAAAAAGUCCCUACAGUGUCGAAGUCUGUUCAGAAAGUUCAGAGGGAGGAAAGUAGAUCUAAAUCCCGCAACUAAUCCAAGCCUGACUGAGCCUGACUAUAGCCUUGAGGAUCGGGAAUUUAGCCCAUUUUUUAAUACCAUAAUGAUGCCAUUCUUGGAUGAUGGGAACAGUCUUGCCAGGCCCAGGUGUAGGUCCAGGUAUGGGAUGUUUCCGAAUCCCAGCAUCAUCUCAGGAUGUGGCUUCUUGCCUUUUAUUUUCCUGAACUUUGUUUUCCAAAAGAAAGCCACCUGUUUCAAUGCAGUUUCUUUAUUUUUUGUUGCAGAAAUGUUCAAUAGUCUAAUGUAGGAACAAAGUUUGGAGAUUUUUUACUGUGUUCCUGAAAUGUUGAAAAUUAAUUUAAAGCCAAAAUUGAGGCCAGAGUAGGAGAUGAAGCCCAAAUUUAAAAAAUGGCUUCAAGCUCCCCCCCCAAAAAAAAUCAACACCAGAAGGGGCUGUUGUUUAAAUUGAAGUCAGAACUUGAACUUUUCACUGGUAUGGAUUCAAGCUUUCCCUUUUUUACCGAUUUGGCUAGGACUUUGAUCCAAAAUUACUGUCAAUUCUGAAAUGUGGAUGAAAAUGAGCAAUCACAUUCACUCUACAAUGAUUGAGGUUGCUAAUUUGUCACAGGGAGGUGUCUUUUUUUUGGCCAUUGUACACACCAGUCAACUCGAGCAAAACAUCAGACUUGAACAUGUCCCUUUGGAAGGGAAAUUGGCAAAUCUUUGCAUUUCAUUUCUAAUCUUUGUACAGAUUUGUAAAUUUUUUAAUCAUUGUACUCCUAGAAACUGAAUUUCAGAGUUGGGAAAUAUCCUCCUUCGUCUUAAAUACUUUAUACCAUCUUCAGAAGUAGCCUCAAGAAUUUUUAUUCUCCUUUUGCAAAUGCACAGUUUGUAAAUGACGCCAUGUUUGUGAUGGAGAAGUGUCGUCUUGCUAGUUGUGUGAAGGACCAAUUACUGCUUUGCAAAGAAGGUUGGUUACUGAAGGAUGUUGUGCACCUUCUCAAAGAUUCAGACUUAAGAAAAUCGCAGGUUUUGAAUGCAUUUAGAUGCAAUUGGGCUAGCUCAGAAUCAUGAAGGUAUUAUGAAAGUGUUUAUGUUAACACCAGAGUUGAAGGCGAUUGUAUUCUCCCCCGUGUUGCCAAAAGUAGGUUGUGCCCCGACAUAUUAAAUUCAAUGAAUUGACACCUCUAGGGCGAGGGUAAAACCAAGAUAUUCAGCUCUCCAU
Molecule: messenger RNA, 2652 nt
Organism: Acanthaster planci (crown-of-thorns starfish)
Lineage: Eukaryota; Metazoa; Echinodermata; Asteroidea; Valvatida; Acanthasteridae
Product: mortality factor 4-like protein 1
Biological process (GO): chromatin organization; regulation of DNA-templated transcription
Cellular component (GO): NuA4 histone acetyltransferase complex; nucleus
Source: RefSeq, a predicted model, not a curated record